AUGGCCGAUUACAACAUCCAAAAAGAGUCAACUCUCCAACUCGAUCGUCCUGUUUAUGAAGAUCUUCUUGAAACACUUUCCACUGGUAAAACCAUAGCCUUGGAUGUCGAAAGCUCCGACACCAUCAACAACGUCAAGGUGAAGAUCCAAGAUAUGCAAAGCCUUAUUUUCGCCGGCAAGCAAUUCGAUGAUGGUUGUUCGACUUUGGCCGAUUAUAACAUCCAGCAGAGUCCAUACUUGGUUCAGAUUUCAUGUUUCCUCGUCGGAUGCCCAUUUUUUCAAGACAUUAACGGGGAACAUGAUCAAAUUGGAGGUGGAGAGU
Messenger RNA from Hibiscus syriacus, 322 nucleotides. RefSeq names its product polyubiquitin-like. NCBI's taxonomy places the organism in Eukaryota, Viridiplantae, Streptophyta, Magnoliopsida, Malvales, Malvaceae. Gene Ontology annotation, biological process: protein ubiquitination; modification-dependent protein catabolic process. Gene Ontology annotation, molecular function: ubiquitin protein ligase binding; protein tag activity. The record is from RefSeq and is a predicted model, not a curated record. Gene Ontology annotation, cellular component: nucleus; cytoplasm. The transcript has a single exon. The annotation marks the transcript as partial.